AUGCAUUUAAAAAACCAUUUUUACCUUUCAGAAAAAAAAGACACCGAAAAAAUUGUUAAUAAAUAUUCACACUUUGAUAAUUCGAUAAUAAAAAAAAUCUACGCUUUUUCUAAAAAUAAAGAUGAGAAAGUUGUAGAUAAUUUUGAUUGUGCGUUCGAAAUUCUGAAUAACGUUUAUAAUAUAGAAUUACCGAUAUUAUAUAAAAUGUUUGAUAUAAAUGAUAUUUGUGUAUCUUUAAAGUUGAAAUUGCAAAUAAAAAAUAACAAUGAAGGAUCAAAUCAAAAUCAUUUUUUAUAUUUCGAUAUAAAUCCAGGAGGAAUCAUGUCCAAAAAUCAGGAGAAAAUUUAUUAUGAGUAUAAAUUUAAUGGGGAUAAAGAUGACGAGGCGUUGGAAAAGAUGUCAAGGGAACAAAAAAUGAAAUACUUUUCUUCUGUGUCGUGUAAGCUGGCAGGUAAAGUCAUAGAAUACAAAGAAUCAAAGUAUAGAUUGAUAAAAGUACUUCAGUCAGCUAUAUAUGGAAGUGUUUAUUUAUCAGAAGUUUUUGAAGGUAUUGGUAACGGUUUAGUAAGGGGAUAUAAAGCUAUAAAAAUAUUGUCUAAGCAUCUUAUAGAGAUGGCUAAGGAUAGAGUACAAGAAGAUCCAUUAUCUGAAUAUUAUUAUAGAGAUAGUAUGAGUGGUCAUAGUAAUAUAUUAAGUUGUGAUAACAUUUUUGAUGACAAUUUAUAUAUAUAUAUGGUGAUGCCAUUUGCUAUACAUGGAGAUUUAUUUGAGGUUAUGAAAAUUCGGAAUAAGUGUUUUUCUGAAGAAGAAGCAAGGUAUUUAUUUCAUCAGAUAUUAUUAGCUAUUAGAUAUUUACAUUUAAAAAAAAUGGCAUUAAGAGAUAUAUCUUUAGAAAAUAUUCUUUUAUUUGAAAAUGAAGAGAAUGGAUUAAUAUAUCCAGUUUUAAAUGAUCCAGGACAAGCAAUAUAUUUUAAUGUAAAUAAAAAAAAUCAUGUAAUAUUAGAAGAUUAUAAAAAAAUGUUUGGUAAAAUAUUUAGACCUCCUGAAAUUUAUUUGAAAUCUAAAUAUGAUCCUACAAAGAUAGAUAUAUUUUGUGCUGGCUAUAUUCUUUAUUUUUGCUUAACAAAGCGUGAACUUUUUAAAUCUUCAUCAGAAAAAGAUAAUUAUUGGAGAAUGUUUAAACAUAAAAAUUAUAAACAAUUAUUAAAAGAAAAGAAAGGAUUACAUUUAUCAAAACAAGUUAUUGAUUUAAUUUUUAAUUGCUUACAUCCAGAUUUUCAUAUGAGGUAUAAUAUAAAUGAAGCUCUCAAUCAUGAUUGGUUCAAAGGAAGUAUAUUCCCUCUACACAAUUUUAAUUUAUAUAUAAACAAAGAUGAUAAUAAUAAGAAGAAGAACAACAACAAUAAGAAAAAUAAUACAUGUAAUAAUAAAACAAAUACAAAUCAUAUAUGUAAUAAUAAAACCAAUACAAAUCAUAUCUCUAACAAUAAUGAUGAGGAAAGGAGAAAAAAUUUGUCUUCUUUAAAACUUUCUCUUCAAAUAGAAAAAUAUGCCAAAAAAAAUAAUAUCCCUAUAUAUCCUGAUUCCAUUCUAGAGUUUUAUAUUUAUGAGCAUAUAUUUUUCUCUUCCAUAGAUAACUUAAUAAAUGAAAAAAAGAAUGAGUCACCAAAUAAAUUAUUUCCUUCACAUAAUAAGAUAAAUAUGGUAUAUAAAGAAAAUCGGGGGGAUGAUAAUAAAAAAAAAAAUACUUUAUUAUAUAAAAAUAUGCAUGUGCCAGUUCAUUUAACACAUAAUAAUAAUAAUAAUAAUAAUACCAACUGUGUUGUUUCCAAUUUUAAAGAGAAAAAAAAAAUUUGCAAUAAUCAUAAAAAUAACAAUAAUUUGGAGAGCACCAAAAAUAAGAAUGCUGUUAUGAUUGAAAAGGAAAAACAUAUGAAUGCUCAGGAUAAUAUAAUAUCUAUAAAACCAUAUGAUGAAAAUCUUAUAAAAAUGCAAACUAUAUAUAUGAAUAAAGGAUGUAAUGUUCGAGGUAGUGUAUACACAAAUGUAUGUGAAAGAAAUAUCGAACGUUUUAAUAUGAAUAAUUAUUGUGGCAAAAGAUUCGUAGAUGAGAUAGAUAUUUACAAUAAUAUAUAUCAUAAUGAUAAUAAAAAGGGAGAAUGUGAUAAAAAAAAUAAGACUGAUGAUAAAAAAAAUAAGACUGAUGAUAAAAAAAAUAAGACUGAUGAUAAAAAAAAUAAGACUGAUGAUAAAAAUAAUAAGACUGAUGAUAAAAAAAAUAAGAUUGAUGAUAAAAAAAAUAAGAUUGAUGAUAAAAAAAAUAAGAUUGAUGAUAAAAAAAAUAAUAUUAAUGAUAAAUUAAAUUAUAAUAUGUGCAAUGGAUUUAUAAAAUCUAAUGGUGAUCUUAACGAGACGUUCAAAACUAAUAUUCUGAACAGUUAUCAAAAAAGUAUUUACAAAUUCAUAGAAUUAAAAACAAAGGAAAAGAGAAUAACACAUAUGGAUAUAAUAUCUGAUGAGAAUAAAAAGGAUACUUCUCUGAGUGUUUUAUCAACUAAAGAAAUGGCAAGUAUGAAAAAGGAGGAUUCAUCGUUUUUAAAUAAUAAAAGGGAGGUAGACUUGGAAGGUCAUGAUCAUAUGCUAGAUAUUUUUAGAGAAGAUAAAAUGACAGAAAUUAAAAAUGGGGUGGAUAAACAUGACAUUAACAAUAAAAUAAAUAAUAAUAAUAAUAAUAAUAGUAAUAAUAAUAAUUAUUAUUAUAGUAGUAGUUGUUGCUAUGAUAGGGGGGAAGACAAAAUGAAACCAAUUACAAAGAACAAUAUUUUGAUAAACAAUAUGAGGGGCAUAGAUAACUAUAUAGAUACUAAUAGACAUGAUCUAAUCAUAAAAGAAGAUAAUAAUAAAUUACAACAGAAUAAUAUAUCUUCAAACGAUGACACAUUAAAUGAAUAUUCGUCAUUUGUAGGUAGUUUAAAUAUGAACACACAGAUAUUGAAAAACAAAUUAUUAGAGAUGAAAAAAAAAAAUUAUUUAAGUAUGAACGGGCAUGAUAAAAUGUUGAAGGAUUCAAGUGAAAGGACAAAUAAAAUUGUCAACAAAGAGAAUGAUGUUGUUAUCAAUAAGGAGAAUCAUCUUGUUUCUAAUAAUAAGAAUCAUAUUUUUUGCAAUAAUAAGAAUCAUCUUGUUUGCAAUAAUAAGAAUCAUCUUUUUUGCAAUAAUAAGAAUCAUCUUGUUUCUAAUAAUAAGAAUCAUCUUGUUUCUAAUAAGAUAGAAAAAUAUGUAGAUGCUUUAUCGUCACAUAUAGCAACAGACAGUAUGAGAAAAAGAAAGUGCGAAUUAUUAUCAUUCCAAGACAAUUCUAUGAAUAUAUCAAAUUUAGAUACUUCACAGUUUGAAAUAAAUCUUUCUCAUAGCGAGAUACAAAAUGAAAUGUGUAAAGAAAAUAGUUUUUUUAAAUAUCAGCUAGAAAAUAAACUAGUCUUAGCAUUAGAAAAAGAAAUAAAAGAUGAAGAAAAAAAUUUGCAACAUGAAUUAGAUGAAAGUAAUUCUUAUAUAUUUAUAGAUAGUGUUGACAAAGGAUUAUUAAAUAAAAAACAAAGUAGAGAUAUUAAAAAUAUUAAAGAUAUUAAAAAUAAACAAUGUUUGUAUGCAAAUAAAGAUACCUAUAUAUUAACAUAUAAAAAUGACAAAUGUUUAAGAAGGAAAAAAGAGAUAUCACAAAAUAAAUUAGUUAUAAAAAAGAAAAGGACAAAAAUUAAAAGUAAUGAGAAAAAAAGAAGAAUCAAUUGUUUUUUAAAAUUAUAUAAAAGAAAUAAUAUAAAAGGAAUAUUCAUAGAGAUACAGCUUGGAAAUUAUGUAGAUGUGAAAUUGUGUAAUUUGAAUGAUAAGACUGUUAUAUUAAAAAAUGAAAUAAAAGAUAUGACAAGAGGGGAAGAAUAUUUGGAUUUUUUAAAAAAAGAUGAUAAUACGAAUAAUAUGAAUAAUAUUAAUAAUAUGAAUAAUAUUAAUAAUAUCAAUAGUAUCAAUAGUAUCAAUAAUAUCAAUUGUAUCAAUAAUGAACAGGUGGUGAUAAAAAAAAAAAGAGAAUCGAAUAAUAUAACCCCCCAAUGUAAAUAUAAUAAUAAAAAGAAUUAUUGUAAUAAUAUUUUUGGAGCUCAUUCAUUACAAAAUAGACAUACGAUUACACCAGAAGUAUCAUCUAAAUUUUUAUUUACUAGUAUGAAAAAUUAUUUUCAUAAAUCUAACAAUUCAAUGGGUAUAAACAAAACAAGUGGUUCUAAUAUUUUUAGACAUACCAUGUGUGUGGUAAGUGAUAUAAAAGAUAAAAAUAAAAAUAAAAACAAAAAUAAAAACAAAAAUAAAAAAGAUACAAAUAAAAACAAAAACGAUACAAAUAAAAACAAAAACGAUACAAAUAAUAUUAAUUAUAAAGAACAAACAUCCAAACCUUUAACUAAUAAAUUGUUCAUAUCAAAAAAAGAAGGUGAUAGUCAUAUUGCAUCAUCCAAUAAAAGGAAUGAUGAUAAUAUAAAGGUGAUAAAAAAAAUUAAUGCAUCAGUUCAAAAUGUAAGUGAAAAAAGAAAUAAUCAUAAUAAUAAUAUAAAUAUACAAGGAGUUAAAAACAAAAGUAAAUAUAUUCUAUCAAAAACAGAUUCUAUGAAAAUAAAGGGGAUUCAUAAAAAUAAAAUUAACGAUAAAUUAUUCAAAAAGGAGAUAAAGAAAAAUAUUAUUUGUAAACAAAAAAAGGGGAAGAAUAAAGGACACAUAAAAAUAAAUAAAGAUAAUAUUAACAUAUUUAAAGGAGAAGCAGAUCAUAGUGAACAACCUAGUUGCCAUUUGAAAGAUAUCAAAAAAAAUAAAAAUAAAACUAAAACUAACGAUAUUAGUAAUAGUAAUAGUAAAUGUAAUAGUAAUAUUUUGGAAGAAUAUAAAGAGGAAGAUAGAAAUAAUUAUGAUAUUAUUCAAGAAUCUGGAAGUGAUCUAUAUGUAAGUUGUGAUGAGGGUUGUCAUAAAAAUGGAGAUAUAUAUAACAUGGAAAUUAUAAAUAAUGUGAAUAAUAUAUACAAGAUAAAUAAAAAUUAUAAUGGUAUGGAUUAUAAAGAUAACUCCUCAAUGGAGAAUGAUAAAAAUCAGAUGAAAGAUGAAAUUAAACUAUUACUUUCCUCGUCCUCAGAAAAAAAAAAAAAAAAAAAAAAAAAUACAAAUACAAAUACAAAUACAAAUACAAAUACAAAUAAACCAUUAACAAUAACAAGUAGGAAGACAAUAGCUUACCCAAUUAGUGAGAAGAAAAAUAAUGUAAAAAAUAAAUUGCCUAUUUCAAAAAGAAAUACAUAUGUAACAUAUUAUAAUGUGGAUGAUAUAGAGAAUAAUAAAAAAAAAGGAGAGGAUCAAAAAAAAAUCAGGAGUGAUAAUCAUGUAGGGCUAGAAAAGUUUCUGAAUGAAAUGUCUGAAAUGUUUGAAAAAAAAAAAAAAAAAAUUAAAAAGAAUAAUAUAAAUGAAAAUAUAAAAAAAAUGAAUAAUAUAAAAAAAAUAAAUAAUAUAAACAAAAUAAAUAGUAUAAAUAAUAUAAACAAAAUAAAUAGUAUAAAUAAUACAAAUAAUAAUUGUGUGAAAAAUAAUGUAAAGACAUAUCAAGAGGAAAAAAAAAAAAUAAAGAACAAUGUUACUGUUUUAAGGAACAAAUUAAAUGACAAAUGUAAAAAGGAAAAAGUCGGAUUAAAAAAAAAAAAAAUUGAAAGGAAAAACACGACACUUUCUAUAAAAAAAACAAAUGAUGAUAGUAUAAAGAAAAGGAAUGAAAAAGGAAAUAAAAUAAUAAAGAAUAACAAAUUUGUAUGCUUAAAAAAUAAGGGGACUCAAAUAGAAAAUAAAAAAAAUGGUAUAAUUAUAGAAGGAAAAAAAACAAAUCAAUUAUUAAGGAUGAAAAAGGGGAAGCAUCAAAAUAAAGUGGAAAAUAAUAUAAAUAAUAUAAAUAAUAUAAAUAAUAUAAAUAAUGUAAAAAAUAUAAAUAAUAUAAAUAAUAUAAAUAAUAUAAAUAAUGUAAAAAAUAUAUAUAAUUUAAAUAAUUCAAAUAAUGAACAUAAUUUACAUAAUAUAAAAAAUAUAUACAAUACAAAUAAUAUAUCAAACGAAUCCGAAAAAAAGAAAAUAAACAUGCAUUAUUUUAAAAAAGGUAUAAAGGAUAAGAUAGAAAAUAUGGGGAAUGUAAAAGUGUCUAGAGAUAUAGAAAAAAAGAGAAAGAACAAUCUUAUAAAUAAUAAAGAGGAAGGAUUGUUGCAUGAAUGUUUAAUAAAUGUUGAGAAAAUCAAAGGUGAACGUAUAUAUGAAUGGUAUAAAAAGUUUAUAAACAAUUCGGAUGAAAACGAAAAGUUGAAUAUAGAUGAUUCAAAAAAUUACAAUAACAAUAUGUGUGAUCAUAUAAAAAAUAAAAUCGAUGUUGUAAAUAUAAUUCCUACAAGUGAUACUAGACAAGAUAAUAAUAAAAAAAAUAAAAUGAUGAAAAAUAUAUCAAUGGAAUAUAUGACAGAAACGUGUGGAGAUGUAUCUACAUCUUUGAAAGGAAAUAUAAAUGAAAAGAAAAAUAUAAUAAAUGAUAAACAUGAAGGGAUAUACAUAAAACAUGACAAUCUUAAUCAAAAAAUUGAACGACAUGUUAAACGACAUGUUAAACGACAAGUUGAUCAAUCUAUAUGUCAUCAGGAUGAGAGUAAAAAAAAGAUAAUUCAAUUUAAAAGUGAAGAGAAUAAAACUCCUCAUACCUUUUUACCAUUUAAAAAUGAUAAGAAUAAAACAUAUUUAGAAAUACUAAAAGAUGUUAAUUAUAUAAAUAAUAAGACAGAAAUACAAAAUAAUAUUACAAAUAAGAAACAUGUUGAGAAUAGGUUUUCUGUUGAUGUAGCUCAUAAUAUAAAUUAUAAAAAUAUAGAUCAUUAUAAUGGAGAAAAUAGAAUAUUAUCAUCACAAAAACAAAAUAAUAAUAAUAUUAAUAAUAAUAAUAUUAAUUAUUAUAAUAAUAAUUGUACCUCAUAUUUAAUAAAUCAGGUUGAUUCUUUAAAUCGUUUUAAAGGGGUUGUCAAAAAGAAUGAUGAUAAAGAAAAGAAAAAAAUGGAAUCAAUUUGUAAAUCUGAGGGGAAUAAAAAGUCUCAAUGUUUAAUAAAUAAUAAAACAUUAUAUUUUACAUAUCCAGAAAAAAACAGUUCAUCAUGUUAUGAAAAUACUUAUGAUUAUAUUAAUAAUAUAAAAUAUGAGGGUGGGAAUAAAAAUAAUGAUAUUAAAAGGAACACUAAUUGUUUAUAUAUGACGAACGAACAGAAUAAUAAUAACAAGUGUGUUGAGAUAUAUACAAAUGAUGAAAUGAAAACACAUAUGAAGUCUUUUUAUUUUAAUAGAAAUUAUUUAAAUGCUACACGUUCUACAUAUUUAGCUCAUCAACAUUAUUAUAAUAACAUGACAAGUAAUAAUAAAACGCAAUGUUGUGAAAAGAAAGAUAUAAAGAGAUAG
Molecule: messenger RNA, 7503 nt
Organism: Plasmodium adleri (nom. inval.)
Lineage: Eukaryota; Apicomplexa; Aconoidasida; Haemosporida; Plasmodiidae
Product: protein kinase, putative
Exons: 2
Coding region: 1-7503 (2500 amino acids)
Biological process (GO): intracellular signal transduction; protein phosphorylation
Cellular component (GO): cytoplasm
Molecular function (GO): ATP binding; protein serine/threonine kinase activity
Source: RefSeq, a predicted model, not a curated record